AGAUAAAAAUCUUUUAAAAAAAAAGAACCAAUUAUGAAUAUUUAUUUUAAUUUUCUAUAAUCAUAAAUCUUUUAGAAGUGAUUGUGUUAAUUAUCAAAACAACAGACAGUUCAAGAAUACUUUUAUAUUAUACUAGAGCGAUUUCGAAUAAAAAGGUAGUCAUAGUCGAAUACCCAUCGUAAGAAACAAUGCCUUGACAUUGGUUGCAGGUUUAUACAUUAUUUAAGAAGUGUGAAUAAGAUAUUUAUUCAAGACCUUACAUAAGUACAAUUGAAUGCAAGAGUAUCAUUACCACCGAUGUUGCAACAGCAAAGAAAGGCGUUAAGUUGAAUGGAGUAAGAUUUCCGAAGGCAUUUAUUUAAAUUUGGUUUUACUAGUACUACAAUAAAACAAGUCUAUCCAUUAUAAUCUUUGCCAAAGAAAACGUGAGAAUACAUUAUAGUAUACGAAAAAUAAAUACAAGACAGCUUAUCAUGAAUGAAUUGGACACCCUUCGUCAAGAGGCAGAGACCCUCAAAAAUGCUAUCAGGGAUGCAAGAAAAAAUGCAUGUGAUACAACUCUGGUGCAGGCAACGGCCACAAUGGAACCAAUUGGUCGAAUACAAAUGCGUACAAGACGUACUCUUCGUGGCCAUUUAGCAAAAAUAUAUGCUAUGCAUUGGGGCAGUGAUUCAAGGAAUCUAGUAUCAGCAUCUCAAGAUGGCAAGCUAAUCGUGUGGGAUAGUUAUACCACGAAUAAAGUUCAUGCCAUACCACUACGUUCAUCAUGGGUAAUGACAUGCGCAUACGCACCGUCAGGAAGCUAUGUUGCUUGUGGUGGAUUGGACAAUAUUUGUUCAAUUUACAGUCUUAAAACUAGAGAAGGUAAUGUUCGAGUCAGUAGAGAGCUUCCAGGACAUACCGGCUAUCUUUCUUGCUGUCGUUUUCUGGAUGAUAAUCAAAUUGUGACUAGCUCUGGUGACAUGUCUUGUGCAUUAUGGGACAUCGAGACUGGUCAACAGUGUACCUCAUUUCUUGGGCAUACUGGUGAUGUUAUGUCCUUAUCAUUAGCACCUGACAUGCGCACUUUUGUUUCUGGUGCAUGUGAUGCCAGUGCAAAGCUGUGGGAUAUUCGCGAAGGUUCUUGUAAACAAACUUUUCCAGGUCAUGAAAGCGAUAUUAAUGCCGUUACGUUUUUUCCAAAUGGAUUUGCUUUUGCUACGGGUUCAGAUGAUGCUACUUGUAGACUAUUUGAUAUAAGAGCAGAUCAAGAAUUAGCUAUGUACAGCCACGAUAAUAUCAUUUGUGGAAUCACAAGUGUAUCUUUUAGUAAAAGUGGAAGAUUAUUACUUGCUGGUUAUGAUGAUUUUAAUUGCAACGUUUGGGAUUCUAUGAAAACUGAACGAGCUGGAAUUUUAGCUGGACAUGACAAUCGUGUAUCAUGUUUGGGUGUUACGGAAGAUGGGAUGGCAGUAGCAACUGGAUCUUGGGACUCAUUUCUACGCAUUUGGAACUAAAAUAUAAUAAACAUAAUUAUAUUCUUCAAAGAGUUAAUUUUUAUCAGUCAGAAAAGUACAC
Molecule: messenger RNA, 1557 nt
Organism: Ceratosolen solmsi marchali
Lineage: Eukaryota; Metazoa; Arthropoda; Insecta; Hymenoptera; Agaonidae
Gene: Gbeta13F
Product: guanine nucleotide-binding protein subunit beta-1
Exons: 8
Coding region: 474-1496 (340 amino acids)
Biological process (GO): signal transduction
Molecular function (GO): protein binding
Source: RefSeq, a predicted model, not a curated record